Messenger RNA from Mytilus californianus (California mussel), 2336 nucleotides. RefSeq lists its product as uncharacterized. The record is from RefSeq and is a predicted model, not a curated record. The transcript has 9 exons. The coding region runs from base 131 to 1348 and encodes 405 amino acids. NCBI's taxonomy places the organism in Eukaryota, Metazoa, Mollusca, Bivalvia, Mytilida, Mytilidae.
UUCCAAACUAGAUCAAACCAGAAAUUGUUUCGAGAACGUUCGAUGUCAGUGUAGAUUUGGGACGCAAAGAGAGAUCUGCACAAAUUGAGACUUGAAUAAACAUACUGGAAAAAUCAAAGCAUGCAACAGGAUGAAGAAUCAAAAUAUGUCUCGCAUGUUCCUCCUCUUGUUCAUAUUACCAGUGUCAGGCCAGGCAAUGAACACGGAUAAGCAGUGUCCUGUCAAAUAUAUACUGAGGCCCACCUGGAAUAAAACUGAACAGCAUCAUUAUUGUUGUAAGAAGUUAGAGAAAAACUGUACAGCAGGAUACUACGUGGAAACCUGCAGCAGCAAUCUCGGUGAAGAUAAAUGUUUGAAGUGUAAAGGCUCUACAUGGUUAGCUGAUGAGACCAAUUCUGACAGUGUUCAUCCCUGCUUACCGUACGAUUCCUGUCCGAUUGAGUCCAAGAGAGUUGACUAUUUGCCAAGAUCUGGUUGUAGAAUUCCAUGCAUAUGUGACACAGGAAGAAAUUACUUCGGAUACAAUGGCUGUAAUUGUCAAUUGUUUGAAGGUACAUGUCAAACAGGAACUAGAUUGGCACUUAAUGGUUCAUGUGUAGAUGAAAGGAUUGCACAGCAAAUCAACAAUUUAAAACCACUUAAAGACGGAGUUGUGAUACCAUUUUCGAGACCAACAAACGAUACAGGACAGAAAACAAAAAGUCAUCUUCAAGAAAAUGAAUGGAAAAUUGGAAGAUGGGUAAUAACGGUGGUAGCUGUGGUUGGCUUAGUUGUAAUAAUCUGUGCAUGCAAAAAAUUAGAUGUUUUGGGAAAAUGUAGAAAAGAUCAAGGACAAGACACUUCAUUGGAUACAAACAAAGGAAAAACCAAACCCUUGCUGUCGGACUCUGCAGACUCCGGAAUAUCUGUUGGAGUUCAAUCAAGCUCAUCAGAGUUCACAGAAGUGAAGAUAAAUGUUGAGCAGACAGAAUGUGUACAUACGACAAAAAAUCAAGAUAAUUCAUCCCCGUUUGACUGCGUGAAGAGUGUGGCUUUUGUAAAACCAUUUGAAUAUGAAUGUGAAUCACCUACAAAUGAUAUCGAGGUUGGGAUGACAUUGAUGACACCAGCUGAUACAUUACAGAUUCAAAGACAUUUACAUUUAACAACAGGUCAUCUUGUACAUCACCAAGUGCCUUUAUCGUCACCUCCAGAACCAGUACAGACAUACACGCCGCCUUCAACUUAUGCAAUGGUACAACAAAGACAUUUAGAAGGAGAAAAUAUCCAGUAUAACCAGAACGUUCAAUCCGAUUUUGUUGAUGUCCAACAUGACUUUGGUUCUACUCUAAGUUUAAACAUCAGUUGAUAAUUAAACAGAUUAGAAACUUAUUAAAUUAUUAGCUAACAAUUGUGCAGAUAAGAAAAAUACUGAUCUGAAUACUUGGAAACAUUUGAACAGAUUUAAAGAAAAGCUGAACUAAAAGGUCAGCAAUUAUCAUCAUGUUCACUGGUUGAAUAAACGAAAAUAUUGUAUUUUUACAUCAUCUCAUUCAGAUAUAUAUAUAUAUAUAUAUAUAUCAUAUAUUAAUUGCAUAUCAGUACAAAUGUGUAUAGUAACUCUUUAAUGAAUUUAAUCCAUCUGAUUUCCCAUAAUAUAAAUCAAACACAUUCAUGAAGUUAAAUUAUAUGUUAAGCAUAAAUAGUUGUAUAUUUAACUCAAUGGCAUACGGUUAAUCCGUGUUUCAGUAAAAAAUAUCUGUAAUAAUUAAGGUUUUGUACGUAACUGUUCAAAUUAUAUAUCGAACUGUUUAAUUAUUGACAGGGCGGAUCUUACUUAUUAGUCGUAUAGUGCAACCAAUACUAUUUGGUGAAAUGUAUUUUUUUUUGUGCUUCGUGAUGAAACAUUUUCGAUAAAAGAACAAAUUAAUUGAUAAAUUUGAUGUUUGAUAAUAAUUCUGUUCUAAAUAUUACAACAAUAGCUAAUUGUGUGACUACUUCAACUAUUAUGGAUGAAUGUAAAUAAUUAACAGUAUUUUUUCUUAUAAUAUGUGUGUUGUCGUUAUGUUUUGAUUGUUCGUUUAUAUGACAAUAAUCAUUUGAUUUUUUUCAUUAGUUAUACACUUUUUGUUAACAAUUAUGUCUUUUUACAGUUGGAUAUUUUAGAAAUGUCAAUUUAAGCUAAAUUUUUAAUUAUGAAAUGUGAGGAAGCACUGAAAAAAUCAGGAGUAUUUUAUCUGAAUGAGUAUAAAAAUAAAAUGUAAAGCAAAAUGUACAAUUCUUGUAUAUAGUUCACACUGUGAACUCUGAGGACACGUUGGUUCUCCUCACUAAACCAAUAAAGAAUAUUAUUUAAA